This is a messenger RNA of Momordica charantia (bitter melon), 888 nucleotides long. RefSeq lists its product as uncharacterized. The record is from RefSeq and is a predicted model, not a curated record. Lineage: Eukaryota; Viridiplantae; Streptophyta; Magnoliopsida; Cucurbitales; Cucurbitaceae.
UUUGAAAAAGCAGCAGCAGGAGAAGACAAAGACAAAAGUAAAACUGCGUGAAAUUUGGGGAAUGGACCAUGGUCAUGGUCAACUACGAACUUUCGGCUCUCUCUCAGCGAUCUGUUCGCCUUUCAUUGGAUAAUCCACUUCAAUUUCUCACUACCUUGCGGCGUAAGCUGAAAUCUCCAUCGGCCACCGACGAGGGUUCCAUUUCGAUCGAUCCCUUUGGAGUCCACUUCCCAUGAGGUGAAUUUUUGGUGCGACAGAAUCUCCUCGAGUGUUUCGAAGCUCUAAAACCUCGGAUCCGGCGUCUAACUAUGGAGGAUUUCGAGUCCAAAUCCAAAUCAUAUGGGGAUGGGAGAAUGCAGAUUGUGAACUACUACGGAGACGAAGCCAGAGAACCCCCUGCUUCCGGCGGAAUGGGCGUGCAAGAUUUCCGUUGUUACAGUGCGUCGUAUGCUUCGCAAACGCAGAUGGGAAACGAUUUGAAGCUCAAGAAAGGGAAAUCGACGAACGGAUUUUCGUCCAAGAGCUGGAGUUUCAGCGAUCCGGAGAUGCAGAGAAAGAGGAGGGUCGCGAGCUAUAAGGUUUAUACUGUGGAAGGCAAAGUCAAAGGUUCUUUCAGGAAGAGCUUCAGGUGGCUUAAGGAAAGAUGCUCCCGAGUGGUCUUUGGAUGGUAGCGGCUUUAAUUGGUAACAGCUUUUUCCUCCACUACUGUGUUGUUUAAUUAGCUUAUAGUUCUGAAAUCCAAGAAUCUGUUCCUUGAAUAUUAUGAUUCUAUGAAUGUGUAACUAGUGCUGGAACUGGAAGUACAGAAUUUUUUUUCAAUGAAUUAGAUAAUGGCUUUAUGAGAACCUGCAUGAAUGUGGCACUUGCUGAAACUUAAUUUAGAAACCA